UCCCCCUACCACUACUAUAAAUAGACAUCAGUGACAAGUCGUUGGUACCACACAGCUAAGAUAACAAAACAGACAACUCAAUCAUACAUCUCAUUCUUGUCCCUAGAUUAUCUGUUACUCAUGUCUAACACUGUUGAUCAAGUCAUCAAGUGCAGAGCUGCGAUUGCAUGGGAGGCUGGGAAGCCACUGGUGAUUGAAGAAGUAGAGGUGGCGCCACCGCAGGCCGGUGAAGUUCGUCUCAAGAUACUCUUCACCUCCCUUUGCCAUACUGAUGUUUACUUCUGGGAAGCUAAGGGUCAGACUCCAUUGUUUCCUCGUAUAUUUGGUCAUGAAGCUGGAGGGAUUGUGGAGAGUGUAGGUGAGGGUGUGACUCAUCUGAAACCAGGAGAUCAAGCACUGCCUGUGUUCACAGGGGAGUGUGGGGAUUGUCCACAUUGUAAUUCAGAGGAGAGCAACCUGUGUGAUCUUCUGAGAAUCAACACUGACAGAGGUGUCAUGAUCAAUGACAACAAAUCUAGAUUUACUAUCAAGGGACAGCCCAUCCACCAUUUCCUCGGUACUUCGACAUUCAGCGAGUACACUGUGGUUCAUGCUGGAUGUGUUGCAAAGAUCAACCCUGAUGCACCACUUGACAAAGUUUGCAUACUCAGUUGUGGAAUUUGCACUGGUUUUGGUGCUACUGUGAAUGUUGCAAAACCAAAACCUGGCUCUGCAGUCGCGAUCUUUGGACUUGGAGCUGUUGGCCUUGCUGCUGCUGAAGGGGCAAGGAUCUCUGGUGCAUCAAGAAUCAUUGGAGUUGAUUUAGUUUCUAGCCGAUUUGAAUUAGCUAAGAAGUUUGGGGUAACUGAUUUCAUAAACCCAAAAGAUCACGACAAACCUGUGCAAGAAGUAAUUGCUGAAAUGACCAAUGGGGGCGUGGAUCGUGCCGUUGAAUGUACUGGUAGCAUCCAAGCUAUGAUCUCCGCAUUUGAAUGUGUCCAUGAUGGUUGGGGUGUUGCUGUACUAGUUGGAGUUCCAAACAAAGAUGAUGCCUUCAAAACUCAUCCUUUGAAUUUCUUGACUGAGAGGACUCUUAAGGGGACCUUCUACGGAAAUUACAAACCUCGCACUGAUCUUCCUAAUGUUGUUGAGAAGUACAUGAAAGGAGAGCUGGAACUGGAGAAAUUCAUUACUCACAGAAUACCAUUUUCAGAGAUUAACAAAGCUUUUGAUUAUAUGCUCAAAGGGGAGUCUAUCAGAUGUAUCAUCAAUAUGGAGGAGUAAAACUCUAUAAAAUUAAUGUAAUAGUCCCUACUGGGGGACUGAGCACUUUCUAGUUUUAUAAUAAUAAACUUAAUAAUAAUAAAUAAUCCUGUUUGGGUUAUUGAGUUUGUGAGGAUUGGUGAAGUUUUACUAAGUAAUCCUGUUUGUUAUUGAAAUCUUUGAUCUCUAAGUAUCAAAAUAAAUAGCUUAAAGUUGUUGA
Molecule: messenger RNA, 1462 nt
Organism: Vicia villosa (hairy vetch)
Lineage: Eukaryota; Viridiplantae; Streptophyta; Magnoliopsida; Fabales; Fabaceae
Product: alcohol dehydrogenase 1-like
Exons: 10
Coding region: 121-1263 (380 amino acids)
Biological process (GO): formaldehyde catabolic process
Cellular component (GO): cytosol
Molecular function (GO): zinc ion binding; S-(hydroxymethyl)glutathione dehydrogenase [NAD(P)+] activity
Source: RefSeq, a predicted model, not a curated record